Messenger RNA from Fukomys damarensis (Damara mole-rat), 423 nucleotides. Its product is annotated as SH3 and multiple ankyrin repeat domains protein 1-like. The transcript is spliced from 2 exons. The annotation marks the transcript as partial. NCBI's taxonomy places the organism in Eukaryota, Metazoa, Chordata, Mammalia, Rodentia, Bathyergidae. The record is from RefSeq and is a predicted model, not a curated record.
UCGGUAGCAGUGGAGCCAGAAGUCCCACCGGUGCCCUUGCCUACGGCCUCCUCCCUGCCUCGGAAGCUGCUGCCCUGGGAGGAGGGCCCGGGCCCGCCACCACCACCCUUGCCGGGGCCCCUCUCCCAGCCUCAGGCCUCUGCCUUGGCCACCGUCAAAGCCAGCAUCAUCAGCGAACUCAGCUCCAAGCUCCAGCAGUUCGGGGGUUCCUCAGCAGCUGGAGGGGCCCUGCCUUGGGCCCGGGGGGGCAGCGGGGGCAGCGGGGACAGCCACCACGGCGGAGCCAGCUACAUCCCCGAGAGGACCUCCUCCCUGCAGCGGCAGAGGCAGUAUAGAGUAGUGGUUAAGAGCUCAGAGUUUGGUGCCAUAUAAACGGGCUCUGGCCACUUCCUGGUUGUGUGUCUUUAGGCAAGUUCCUAAACC